This is a messenger RNA of Castor canadensis (American beaver), 3127 nucleotides long. RefSeq names its product leucine rich repeat and fibronectin type III domain containing 3 (gene Lrfn3). Gene Ontology annotation, cellular component: cell surface; presynaptic active zone membrane. Lineage: Eukaryota; Metazoa; Chordata; Mammalia; Rodentia; Castoridae. The record is from RefSeq and is a predicted model, not a curated record. Gene Ontology annotation, molecular function: protein binding.
GCCGCGGCGCCCCAUCCCGCCUGUCCCGGUCGGUCGGUCUGUCAGUCUGUCCAUCCGCACCCAGGCCUCGCCCCACCCGGGCCCGGGGGCUGCCCGGCUGCCCUCCUACCCAGCUGCCGCGGACCCCCUCUUUCUGGGCCGGACCCCGCCGCCGGCCAGAAGGCAAGCCGCACCGCUGUCGCCCCAGACCCUGGGCCAGCAUCCCGACAUCAGGGGUUUGCAUCCCAUGAUUGGAUGGAGAGAUCCGGCAACCCGAGCCUGGAAUCCUGAUCUUGGACCAGUACCCCAAGAUCCGACCGUGAAACCCUAAAACCUGGACCCUGAACCCCAGUAUCUGGGGCUCCAAUCCCAACAUCAGUCCCUAGGACUCCCAAGAUUUGGAAACUGAAUUCCAUGAUUUGGAGUAUGGACCCCAAGAUUUGGAGCCAGAACCUCAGCAUUUGGCAUCUAAGCCCCCAAAUCUGCAGCUGAACUCUGAAUUCUCUGCUUGGCACCUCGAAAUCUGGGACUGGAUUCCCAAAUCUGGCCCUCGGAACCCACUAUUUGAGAACUGAACCGUGGGAUUUAGGCCUCAGGUUCCAAGAUCUGAAUGAAGGGAUUCCAGGGGGCCUUGAACCUGAAUUUGGGCCUGAAGUCCUUGCUGCAGACCUGAAUGCUGAAAUCUGCAGCUAGAGACCUCCAAAUCUGGACUCAGCAUCCAAUAUUUGAACACAGAGCCCCAGUAUCAAAUUCCAGGACUGGACUUGGGACUCAGACUUUAACUUCCCUGUUUGGCUCUUUGGCAUUGCAAGACUGGAGCUGAGAGACGUCGAUUCUGAAAAACUCAAACUAGGGCCUGGGUCUCUAAGAUUGAACCCAAGAGGCCCAAUAUUUGGGGGUCUGGGACCCCAAGUAUCAAGGUCUGGAGACCACAUCCACAGAUUUGAUUAGAGACACGACAGGCCCUCCCCAGAGGCCUUGGGGACAAGGAAAGUAUGACCAGAUGUCCCCUCCAGAGCCCUGACCUCUGACCCCCUUGGAGCCUGAGGACUCUGCUCCCUGGGGUGGCUUCCAGCUCAGGCCACCCUCGCCCGCGAUGGCCGUCCUCCCAUUGCUUCUUUGCCUGCUCCCGCUGGCCCCCGCCUCGUCUCCACCCCAGCCAGCCUCAUCUAGCCCGUGUCCCCGCCGCUGCCGCUGCCAGACCCAGUCACUGCCCCUAAGCGUGCUGUGCCCAGGGGCAGGCCUCCUGUUCGUGCCACCCACUCUGGAUCGCCGGGCCGCUGAGCUGCGCCUGGCAGACAACUUCAUCGCAGCUGUCCGCCGCCGCGACCUGGCCAACAUGACAGGCCUGCUGCAUCUGAGUCUUUCUCGAAACACCAUCCGCCACGUGGCAGCUGGCGCCUUUGCUGACCUCCGUGCCCUGCGUGCCCUGCACCUAGAUGGUAACCGGCUGACCUCGCUGGGCGAGGGGCAGCUGCGCGGCCUGGUCAACUUGCGUCAUCUCAUCCUAAGCAACAACCAGCUGGCAGCCCUGGCGGCUGGCGCCUUGGACGACUGUGCUGAGACCCUGGAGGACCUCGAUCUCUCCUACAACAACCUGGAGCAGCUGCCCUGGGAGGCCCUGGGCCGCCUGGGCAACGUCAAUACAUUGGGCCUCGACCACAACUUACUGGCUUCUGUCCCUGCUGGCGCCUUUUCCCGCCUGCACAAGCUGGCAAGGCUGGACAUGACCUCCAAUCGCCUGACCACCAUCCCACCUGACCCACUCUUCUCCCGCCUGCCACUGCUUGCCCGGCCCCGGGGCUCCCCGGCCUCCGCCCUGGUGCUGGCCUUUGGUGGGAACCCCCUGCACUGCAACUGUGAGCUGGUGUGGCUGCGGCGCCUGGCUCGGGAGGAUGACCUUGAGGCCUGCGCCUCACCACCAGCUCUGGGAGGCCGCUACUUCUGGGCUGUGGGUGAGGAGGAGUUCGUGUGCGAGCCACCUGUGGUGACACACCGCUCGCCGCCCCUGGCUGUGCCUGCAGGUCGGCCAGCUGCCCUACGCUGUCGGGCAGUAGGGGACCCAGAACCCCGAGUGCGUUGGGUGUCACCCCAGGGCCGGCUGCUGGGCAACUCGAGCCGUGCUCGUGCCUUCCCCAAUGGGACACUGGAGCUGCUGGUCACCGAACCGGGUGAUGGUGGCGUUUUCACGUGCAUUGCAGCCAAUGCAGCUGGCGAGGCCACAGCUGCUGUGGAGCUGACCGUGGGUCCCCCACCACCCCCCCAGCUAGCCAAUAGCACCAGCUGUGAUCCCCCGCGGGACGGGGAUCCUGAUGCCCUCACCCCGCCCUCCGCUGCCUCUGCCUCGGCCAAGGUGGCUGACACCGUGGCCCCUACUGAUCGUGGUGUCCAAGUAACUGAGCAUGGGGCCACAGCAGCUCUUGUCCAGUGGCCAGACCAGCGCCCCAUUCCAGACAUCAGGAUGUACCAGAUCCAGUACAACAGCUCGGCGGAUGACAUCCUCGUCUACAGGAUGAUCCCGGCAGACAGCCGCUCCUUCCUGUUGACGGACCUGGCAUCAGGCCGAACCUACGAUCUGUGCGUGCUCGCGGUCUACGAGGACAGCGCCACCGGGCUGACGGCCACGCGGCCAGUGGGCUGCGCCCGCUUCUCCACCGAGCCUGCGCUGCGGCCGUGCGGAGCCCCGCACGCGCCCUUCCUGGGCGGCACCAUGAUCAUCGCGCUGGGAGGCGUCAUCGUGGCCUCGGUACUGGUCUUCAUCUUCGUGCUGCUUAUGCGUUACAAGGUGCACGGCGGCCAGCCCCCCGGCAAGGCCAAGGCCACUGCACCUGUCAGCAGUGUUUGCUCCCAGACCAAUGGCGCUCUGGGCCCCACGCCCACUGCUCCCGCCCCUGAGCCCGCUGCGCCCAGAGCCCACACCGUGGUCCAGCUGGACUGCGAACCCUGGGGGCCCAGCCACGAACCUGCGGGACCCUAGCUGGGAGCCCACCUCUAACGGCUCCUCUGGCUCCAGGGACAGCAGGACCCGGACACCCUUCGGGACCUGGCCUCAGACUCACCAAAUUGCUCUCGGUUUUUAAAACUCUGAUGGGGAGGGUGUCGGGGCAUCAGGGCACAACAAGAAAGUCCUAUUUUUCUAAGCUUGGGC